AUGCAUGAUAAUAAGGGUGAAAAUACAACUACAAACAGAAUAAUCGAAGAUCAAAAAAAAAUAAGCAACAACAUUAAUCAAAUGUCUCAAGAAAUCAGCAAUGCUAAUUCCUCUGAAUUAAAAAAAACGAAAUCAAGUAAUCAACCAUCAUUAAUAGAUCAUUCAACGAUUGCAAUUUCUGAUAAUUUAGAAAACGCUAGCAGUAACCUAUCACCUACCAAUUUUAACAAUAAUCUGUCAUCCACUGGAUUAUUAAAACCAAAAACACAAGUGGAAUAUAAAGGUUACGGUGAUCAUGAGAAGGAACAUGCAUUGAAACGUGAACAGAUAAAACUUGAAACUAAUAAUAAUCGAGACCAACUUUUAGGAAAUAGUGGCAACGUGAAUAUUGAGCAUUCGCAGCAAAAUCAACGUUCUAUUUUUGUACCUCGACCACCAUCACAUCAACAACCAUUAUCUAACCAACAGCCGUCGUCUCCUCAACAAUCAUCAUCUCCCCAACAACCGCCGUCUCUCCAACAACCAUCAUCUCACCAACAACCACCGUCUCGCCAACAACCACCGUCUCGCCAACAGCCACAGUCUCACCAACAACCACCGUCUCACCAACAACCAUCAUCUCAACAACAACCACUGUCUCAUCAGCAGCAACCACUAUCUCACCAACAUCCAUCAUCUCAUCAACAACAGCAGUCUCCUCAACAACUACCACCGUCUCUCCAACAACCACCACCUUCUCUCCAACAACCACUGUCUCUCCAACAACCACUGUCUCAUCAACAACUUCUAUCUCACCAACAACCAUCUCCACAAUUAUUUUAUCGGACACCACAUCCACAACAGUUGCCUCAUCGUAAACCACCUCCACAGCAAUUACAACCACCCUUACAGCAACUAUCUCAUAGACAACCAUCUUUGCAAAUGGGACCACGAAAUGAUACAAAUCCUACGCAGCAGCUACUAAAACCAUUACAACCACAACAAAGACCACCAACAAAUUCUAAUGUUUAUAAAGUGAAUGAAUCUGAUCAAUUGGUAUUUCAAAAGAAUAAGUCAAAUUUACAUCAGGAAAGUAAAAAUGAAACGGCCUUUUCCACAAUUGCUUUAGAUGGAUUAAAAUCUGUAGAAAAUUCUGACAUCAAAUUUGAAAAUAACAAGAAUCCUUUACAAAACCAGGGUUGGACCAGUAGUAGUAACACUUCGGAGAAUCCAAACAUACGUCAACGUAUUUCGCAACUUCCAAUGGAUACAAAAAAUUCAAAAACUUCUGGUAAUGAAAAAGAAUUGUUGAUUGGAGGACGGACCAGAACAAGCGACAAACAUACACAAUUUCAAAAUCCGUUUUCAACGAGUCUUCACUGGACUUGGAUUUUAUUGAUUUUCCUUGCAUUAGGAGCUAUCGCGUUUACUGAUUCAAUUCAUGUCGAAGAGAAAAAAGUUCACAUUAAGAUGCAACGUCCUUUCUUGGAAGUAUUUACAAACUCAACGGUCACUUUAAUGCAAGAUCUUGACAAGAUUAGUGAUUUACCUGUAUUUUCAGAAAAACAUUUAAUAAUUUUAUGA
Cetraspora pellucida is the source of this 1563-nucleotide messenger RNA. Lineage: Eukaryota; Fungi; Glomeromycota; Glomeromycetes; Diversisporales; Gigasporaceae. The record is from the annotation of a GenBank genome assembly.